AUGCACAUUCCCACUGCCUAUGGACAGCAAGCAGGUCCUUGGUCGUUUGCUCCCCACAUUCCCUCUGGUACAGUAGUUUCUAUGGACCAACAAAACCACGGCAUAUGUGGGAAUCACGCGGCCCUCGCUGACUUUGCCUUUCGGAAACGGCUAUGUUGUAACAUGCACGUGGUGCAGUGAUGCGACAUGUUGUACAUCGUACCAGAUGAUCCCAACAACAAGCUUUUUAUUGUUUGGUCACUGGCUCCAAAAUCAUUC
Molecule: messenger RNA, 258 nt
Organism: Laccaria bicolor S238N-H82
Lineage: Eukaryota; Fungi; Basidiomycota; Agaricomycetes; Agaricales; Hydnangiaceae
Exons: 5
Coding region: 1-180 (59 amino acids)
Source: RefSeq, a predicted model, not a curated record